Molecule: messenger RNA, 3286 nt
Organism: Hemiscyllium ocellatum (epaulette shark)
Lineage: Eukaryota; Metazoa; Chordata; Chondrichthyes; Orectolobiformes; Hemiscylliidae
Gene: csrp1a
Product: cysteine and glycine-rich protein 1a
Exons: 6
Coding region: 107-688 (193 amino acids)
Biological process (GO): sarcomere organization; muscle tissue development
Cellular component (GO): nucleus; cytoplasm; Z disc
Molecular function (GO): structural constituent of muscle; actinin binding
Source: RefSeq, a predicted model, not a curated record
GUCUUUGGCCACAGUUCCGCCUUAAAUUGAGUGUUAAAGGCACGGCCAGACUGUAACGGGGUGAGCAGGAUUCAGAGCGCUGCGAGAUACAGCUAUUACGAGCAGAAUGCCAAACUUGGGUGGUGGAAAUAAAUGUGGCGUCUGCCAGAAGACUGUGUACUUUGCUGAGGAGGUGCAGUGUGAUGGGAGGUACUUUCACAAGUCCUGUUUCCGGUGCAUGGCAUGUAAGAAGAAUCUCGACAGCACUACAUUAACUGUGCAUGCAGAAGAAAUCUAUUGUAAAAGCUGCUAUGGAAAAAAGUAUGGACCCAAAGGCUAUGGUUACGGCCAGGGUGCCGGUACUCUGAGCAUGGAUACUGGAGCAAGUGUGGGAUUAAAACCUGUGCAAGCUGCGACUCACUGCCCCACAACUAAUGUCAAUGAAUCCAAAUUUGCUCAGAAGUUUGGUGGUUCAGAUAAGUGCCCUAGAUGUGGACAGUCAGUUUAUGCUGCUGAGAAAGUUAUUGGAGCUGGCAAGGCUUGGCACAAAAAGUGCUUCCGCUGUGCAAAAUGUGGGAAGAGCCUGGAGUCUACAACACUGGCUGACAAAGAUGGCGAGAUUUAUUGCAGAAGUUGUUAUGGCAAACACUUUGGACCCAAAGGAUGUGGCUAUGGCCAAGGAGCUGGAGCACUUGCCAACACCCAGUGAAGUAUGGUGAAAAGUCUGAUCCAGAAGCAAGCAGCACUUAAUAUCUGUGUAAACCAUAGCUACAAUAUAUGUGCUGAAUUUUGAUGUUUCCUUUACAGUAGAUCAUGUAAACCACUAUUAUAAACUGCACAUUUUUCUAGAAUUUCUAUAUUGCUUGCCACAAACUGUUUAAUGUCUGUAUUAACAUCACAAUGAUUACCCUAAAUCCAAUGACUAGCAUUUUUAAGAACAAAGUGGAAAUAAAGGCUAAUCUAAUGUUAAUCCAGAAACUUUAGUGCAUUGAAUUCAAGAGUGAACAUUAGAUACAUGGGCAUUGGAUUUAGAUUUUGACUAUUAACUUUUGCCUUCUAAGUUUUUUUUUGCUGAGCACCAUUUCACAAUCAAAAUAUAGACAAAACCUUUCAAAUUGUCUUUUUACUUCAUGUUUUGACUUGUCACUGUCACUUUAUUGUUAUAGUAGUGUAGGUAAAUCUUCUAGAAAACUUGUAAUUCUCCCUUUUUAUUUUGAGGCUAGCUCGGAUCAACUCCAGGUUAAUCUGAUUUUUUUUAAUAUAACUGGUAGUUUGUACAAGUGAAGAAGGUUCCUCACCAAAUGGAGGGGGGUUUUCAUGGCUGUGGGAAGUUAAAAUAACUGAAAUUGGCAUUAGGGCCCUCUUCUGGUUUGCUGAGAAGAGGGAUUGAAGAUUUGAGUGAAGAACCCAUCUAAUUUGACUGGUGGGUUGUGAACUAUAAAAAUUUUUUAAAAACUUCUGUAAUUUUGAGCUAGCAGACCUGUUUUUUUCCAACCAGUCAUGAAUUUGUGAGCAUCUUUGUUCUCCUGCUUUCCCCCCACCCCUGUCCCCAUCCCUGUGGUCACCCUUGGGCACAAUGGGAAGAGCAUCUUGAUUUGAAACUGGAAAGGUUUCCAUUUUUGAAGUUGCAAUGAGUGACUAGUUUGAUCUGGGCAAUAGGCAUGAAUAAAUAUUGACUACUGGAAUGAGGGGAGUUGUGAAGAGUUGGCCUGAAAUAUACUAUGCAGGAAAAUGUGGACAUUUUCUAUAUGGGAUUAGCUCCUAAACACUACAUGACUUUUUACCAACCUUCAAUCUACUUAUCAGUAUUAGUCUUUUUUUCCCCAAAUAGUGACAAUGCAUAAAAUAAGUAACUGAGUGCUGAGUUUACUUGAAACUUCCACAAAAUCCACUUGCUUAGUAUUGUGCAUAACUAGUGACUAUUGUACAAUUUGCCCCACUGCUCUUAGCUGGUAGUUUAAUGAUAUUUUUUUAAAAACACUGAUACUAUCACUAAUGAGUGAACCAGUGCAUAGCUGCAAGUGUUUUCCAAAGAAUCUUUUUAAAAUCUAAGAUACAUUUGGUUAAAUUCCUUUUAUUUCCCCUUCAAGGAAACAGGUUAUAAAUCUAGUUCCACACAAAUAGAAUCAUAGUAUUCUUAUUCAUGCAAACUUUUAGCUGUAUUGUAAAUUAAACCUCAAUUGUAUCUUAUUUCCUGCAGCAAUAAUAGAAAAAUGGGUGGACAGUAUAUUUUUUUAAUCCCUGGAAGAAACUAAUUUUGAUCAGUAAUUUGGUAUACUUCCGUUGCUUGGUUGUUUAAUUUGUUUUUUUCACAUGCAUAAAAGCAGUGGGUUUUCAAGUCUCUUGAGGCUUGAGCCAACUGGAUCCCUCCCAUAGCAAAGAAAAUCUUUGGUUUAUUUAUGUCAUGGUAUUUUCAGUAUAUGUAACUAAAACUCAAAGGACCAACAUUUUCAAAGCUUUUAGUGUCAAGUUAAAUUCACAGGAUGAGAAAGACUUUGUGCAGUAUUGUGCUUUCAUCCAGAAAGGAGUUGACUAAAACUUGGCAAAUGAGAGCAUGUUAGUUAAAAGUAAUACAUGGUGAACUGGGUAAAGGUGUUUUAAACACCUGAUUCUAGUAUUAAGAAUUACUACCUAUGAAUUAAAUUAUUUGUCCAUUGCUGUACCAUGUUGGGUUAUAUUCUAAACUAUUGAAGGAGCUCAGCAGUAAGUUUUUAUGUAAAUAUCAUCAUCUCCCAAUUCAAUCCCUAGCAUCCCAAUUUUUAUUUUCAAAGUUUGAUGUUUAGGAUUUGCUGUGCAUCUGAAUAUGCAUACAUUCAUGAAGAGCACUUGACUGCUGCUGAGCCACUUCAAUGUGGGAUCAUGUCCUUGUCAUGAACUCUAACAUUCAUGAAUGACAUUACCUACACUUUGUACUCUAAUCAAUUUUUUAGUGGUUCAUCCUGGGUGGUAAUCUGGCAAUCUUGCACAAUUUCGAUUGCAUUAACAAUAUAAAUGGAUGGGGGCCAUCCUGUCAGUUUUCUGAUCUACCCCAGUUGAGCUUCUGCCCAAUUAUUUAAUACAUUAUUUUCACCAGUGCCAAGGGUUUUAGUAAUCUAAUUCCAAUGUCAAUUAACCAUAUUAAAGAUGUUGCCUUUAAACAGGAAUUGUUCUUUAAAGUAUUGGUGUCCUGUAUUUACUAUUAUGUGCUUAUGUAACCAAUUGUAAGUGACUUGCAGUCUGUUAACUAACAAACUGUUAACUAACCUUCACUGACUUUUUACGAUCUUCCAAAUUAAGUAUUAAAUAAAUGCUACUUUUUGCCUGGUGA